AUCGCUGGAGAAGAUCCCAGAGCAGACGGAUCCGCUGUCUGAUGGCUUGAAAACGGGGAAUCACUGUGGACCGCAGCGGAUUUAUAGCAUCGUACGAGCCCGGAGGAGCGACGCGGAGGCGGCACGAGCGGACCGGGUGCCGACACGGGUCGGGAUACAUUACCUUUAAGUGAGGCUGUUAUCGUUUUUUUUGUUUUUGGAAGCCUUACACAGACAACACGGAGAGAAAAGUAGUACCACAGCCUCCGCGACAGCAGCGGGCGAACUUGUCAUCUCUGUCCUGUGGGAGGUGUCUGUCUGUCGGCUUGGGGCUCUCUGCACGCACCGCUCGUCUCGUCACUGAUUUGACAUUUUUAAUUUGAGGGAUAUUUGUUGUGUUUUGUACAAAUCGCUCUUAUUUAGUGUUUUCCCUCAACCAACUGUGGCUUUAAUGUGACGCACCACACUGACACUUGUGCUGUGUGUAGAGCAGACCCUCUGCAGAGGAGUAAAAGGCUCCCUAAUCAAGUUUUUUUCCCCCCCUUCACAUUUCUGCGGCAACAGCACAGACCACACCGAUGUCAUAGGGACAAGGACAGAAGCAGACCAAGCUGGCCCAGGCUAGGCCAGGCCUAGGCCUACCUAGCCAUCAAUCUGGCCUUACAAUAGAGGCCAGCAACCUCUCUUGGAAGUCUUUUGUUCAGGCAGCUGAGGAGGCUUCAGCCUGGUCUUACAGAGACAUCCCCAGAACUAAAAAAUCAAACUUUGGAGUCCAGGCAUCUUCUGUCAUCUUUUAAGAGGCCAUACUGGUCUAAUAGAUCUCCAGUCAUUCCAUGUUGCGGUCAUCCCAGUCUGGUUGUUGGCAGCAGGAUGGAGCUACGUGUUGAUUUGACGGUUAUCGUCUCACUGCAGUGCUUGCACCCCUCCUCUGUCGACUGCCUUUCAUCCCUUCCCUCCCCAGUUUUUAAGAGAAAGCCCCUUCCACUCACCUGGGGCUUCCCUGAGCCCUCCACGAAAGGGCCUUGUAGAAACUGUGGGUUGUUAAUUUAAAACAUUGCAAAGAGGAAAGCAAAAAAAUACAAAAGACAUCAAGGAUUGCUGCAUUCAGUCGAUUUUGUUUUUUGUUCUAUUGCACAUUAACUUUCCUUUUCUUGCGGUUUGAUUAAUGAACUAGGAGGUUGAGAUCUGCGCUCAGAGUUUACAGGAAUAAGUUACAUAAAAGUCUUUACAUACAGAUUUGCUCUUUUAACAGUUUGAGCUUUUUUUUUUUUUUUGAAAGAAUGUCUGAAGAAAAUAGCAGCAGCAAAGCAGUGAAAUUCAUUGCUCCUCUUGCCCCCGUUUCUUCUCCGUCCCUCUGCCCAUCACCCCAGACCCCCCACAAGAAUGUGAACGGCUCUGCCAGUUCAGACACACAUGUCGUGGAGAAGCUUGGUGGAGAGCCGGAGGUCCAACGUCGGCGCCACACAAUGGAUAGAGACUCUAAAACGGCCGAGCACCGUUUCUUCCGCCGGAGUGUCAUUUGUGACUCGAAUGCCACAGCUUUGGACCUGCCCAGCAAAGCAGCUGUGUUACUCACAUCACCCCCAGACUGUGAAGGGACUCCCACCAUCUUCUCUCCGCAGCUUUUAAACCUUGGACGACAGGAUUAUGAAGGUGAGGAGUCCCAAAGAGGUUCCUAUCUGCAGAGCAGUACCCUUCAGCCUUCAUUUGGGCAUGGUGGGGCAGUCGAAGAGGGGCAUCUACAAAAUGCCGAGGGAGAUUUGCAUGUGUGCACGAUUGCUGUCCCUACCAGUAGCAGCGUUGAACAUAGUGCAGAUGGGGCAGUAACAGAGCCCAGCUCGACAAUAUUGGAUGUUACCAAUAAAACAGUAGCCAAACAGCCUGACAUCGCAUUGCGUCCCAGAGGGCUUCAGGAACAGGUGGCCAAAGAUGGAAAAGCAGUAGGAAAUGUGUAUGAGGGAAGCAUCAGUAGUCCAACCGAGGAGAAAGACAGGGAGACGGAGGAGGAGAAGGGGCUCGCGAAAGCACGGGCAGAGCAGAGGGAACGGGAGCAAGAGGACAUAGAGGAGGCUGAAACAAAAGCUGUAGGGACUUCACCAGAUGGACGCUUCCUGAAAUUUGACAUUGAGAUCGGGAGAGGGUCUUUUAAGACUGUCUACAAGGGUUUGGACACUGAGACAACAGUGGAAGUGGCAUGGUGUGAGCUACAGGUAAGGUUACGCUCAUAAAACUGUGACCUAUUCAGUGACUGUGCUGUCAUUUCCUGUUAAUUUGCCAAAGUCUCAAAAAGUUGCCAUCCAGGUGCUGAAUUUUACCCUUUCUAUUUGUGCCUCUUGCUCAUUACCUUGACAGGAAGAUAUAGUCUUCCUGUUUAGGCAGAGACUUUCUGUGUAAUUGUGCACGAAAGGAGAUAAGUCUGACUGGGACUGAUGUACCAGUGCGGAUUAAAUGGGAAGUGUUUACAACAAAAUCCAACAGAGGUCUGUGUGCUAUUUAAGGCAGCGACUGUGACUUUGGUAAAUGUACUUUUGCUGUGAGUUUGAGCGCACAUUUUCUGCUUGUGUGGUUUUUAGUUUAAGUUUCACUGCAUGUGGAGCUGAGUGUUGAGGUACACUGUUAUCACAGUCAUAGUAUUCGUAGCCCAAGCAGCAGAAGACGUAAUGAAGAUCCUCCAGUAAUUGUUUUCAUGAAUAAUGGAUUCUAACUGUAAGUCUGUCAUUAAAAAUCCACUGCUUCUUGGACUGAUUUAAUGCAGCAUGAGCUGUCACUCAAGGGACUGCACUGCUUGAAAUUAUUUAGCUGACUGGUUAUAACAUUUUUUAUAGUGCCGGCCUGGACAUUUAGCACCUCCUUAGGCCAAAGUUGUAUUUUUCUAAAGCUAUUGUCUCUCAUCAGCUGCAACUCUGACUUCUGUAGACAUCACCUGUCGGAGGUGCACAUGAGAACGCAAAUGUCCCACCUACUGUAGUCAGAGCAGAGAUCUGCCGGUUUUUAAACAAUCAGCUAGUAGUUGCAGACCACAGUAACGCUCUGUGUGACCUAUGAAUAAACAGAAGAAGUCUACUAAUCAGAGGGUUGGUGGUUCGUCCCUUUGGUCCUCCAGGUUGGAUGUCCAAGUAUCCUUGGACAAGAUACUGAACCCCAAGUUGCCCCGGAUGCAUCCUUUGGAUUGUAACUGCAUGAACACAGAGAGCAUUGCUGGGGUCUGCGAUUAGAACUACUAGAAGUAUUCUGCUUGGCAACGGAUCUGUCGAAAUAGAGGAAGCAAGAAACACUUUGCACUAGGGAGGUGACAGUUUAAAGAUUCAAAUCUCUGUAUUGACUAGGUGGGACAUAUACGUUCUCAUGUGCACCUCUGACAGUGGAUUUCUACAGAACG
This is a messenger RNA of Neolamprologus brichardi, 3358 nucleotides long. NCBI's taxonomy places the organism in Eukaryota, Metazoa, Chordata, Actinopteri, Cichliformes, Cichlidae. The record is from RefSeq and is a predicted model, not a curated record.